GUUGCUGUGGUGAUUUUGUGCAGUUGAGCUCAUGGAUGGAUAAACCCUGUCAAACGUUUAACGUCUACAAAUCAUCAGCAAAUCGUUCUGCUGCAGGUCUCCGUUAAUGCCAGUCAGGUAUGGCGCUGUGGAUUCAGGCACAGCAGCUGCAGGGGGACGCCCUGCAUCAGAUGCAAUCGCUCUAUGGGCAGCACUUCCCCAUCGAGGUGCGCCACUACCUGUCGCAGUGGCUGGAGGCUCAGCUGUGGGAUGCCAUCGACCUGGAGAACCAGCAGGACGAGUUUAAAGCAAAGCGUCUGCUGGAUGGUCUGAUCCAGGAGCUGCAGAGGAAGGCAGAGCAUCAGAUGGGUGAAGAUGGUUUCCUGCUGAAGAUCAAACUGGGUCAUUAUGCCACACAGCUGAAGAGCUCCUAUGACCCUUGCCCUCUGGAGCUUGUGCGGUGUGUCAAACACAUCCUGUACACGGAGCAAAGACUUGUACAGGAAGCAUCCAACGCAAGCAGUCCGGGGUCAGGUCCGGUAGAUGGGACCCCUCAGAGAUAUCAGCAGAUCAACCAGACGUUUGAGGAGCUACGUGUUAUGACACAGGACACAGAGAACGACCUCCGCAAGCUACAGCACAGUCAAGAGUACUUCAUCAUUCAAUACCAGGAGAGCUUGAGGAUACAGGCUCAGUUGAGUAGUUUGGCCAGCAUUCCUCCAGCUGAGCGUGUUCAGAGAGAAUCAGGUCUGCAGAGCAGGAAGUCAACACUAGAGGCCUGGCUCACACGAGAGGCCAACACCUUACAGAAAUACAGACAGGAACUGGCAGAGAAGCAUCAGAGGACUCUAGCUCUGUUGAGGAAACAGCAAACUGUGAUCGUAGAUGAUGAACUGAUUCAGUGGAAGAGACGACAGCAACUCACAGGCAAUGGAGGACCAUCAGAGGGAGGACUGGACAUACUGCAAGCCUGGUGUGAGAAGUUGGCCGAUAUGAUUUGGCAAAACAGACAGCAGAUUCGCCGAGUUGAACACCUGACACAGCAGCUGCCCAUUCCCGGACCCACAGAAGAACUGCUUACUGACCUCAACGCUACUGUCACAGACAUCAUAUCAGCACUCGUCACCAGCACAUUUAUAAUUGAGAAACAGCCUCCUCAAGUGCUGAAGACUCAAACCAAAUUUUCGGCAACAGUUCGCUUGCUGGUCGGAGGAAAACUCAAUGUCCACAUGAACCCUCCACAGGUUAAGGCCACCAUCAUCAGCGAACAGCAGGCCAAGGCCUUACUGAAGAACGAAAACACCCGCAAUGACAGCAGUGGAGAGAUUCUAAACAACAACUGUGUGAUGGAGUACCACCAAACCACUGGCACCCUGAGUGCACACUUCAGGACCAUGUCUCUGAAGCGUAUUAAGCGGUCAGACCGCCGCGGGGCCGAGUCAGUGACUGAAGAGAAGUUUACGGUUCUGUUUGAGUCUCAGUUCAGUGUGGGAGGCAAUGAACUUGUGUUUCACGUGAAGACAUUAUCCCUGCCUGUUGUGGUCAUUGUUCAUGGGAGUCAAGAUAAUAACGCUACAGCAACUGUACUGUGGGAUAAUGCUUUCUCUGAGACAGGUCGAGUGCCAUUUGUGGUGCCUGAUAAAGUGCUGUGGCCACAGCUGUGCGAAGCUUUGAACAUGAAAUAUAAAUCGGAGGUUCAGAGCGACAGAGGCCUGUCAGAAGACAAUCUGGUGUUUCUCGCUCAGAAAGCCUUCAGCAGCUCCAGCAACAACACUGAGGACUACUGCAACAUGACCAUCACCUGGUCUCAGUUCAAUAGGGAAAGUUUGCCAGGCAGGAACUUCACAUUCUGGCAGUGGUUUGAUGGGGUCAUUGAGCUCAUGAAGAAACACCUGAAGUCUCACUGGAAUGAUGGAGCGAUUCUGGGUUUCCUGAACAAGCAGCAAGCUCUGGAUAUGUUGAUGUCCAAACCAAACGGCACGUUCCUUCUGCGCUUUAGCGACUCUGAGAUCGGAGGCAUCACCAUCGCAUGGGUCGCAGAAAACCCGAACAAAGCAGGAGAACGGAUGGUGUGGAACCUGAUGCCCUUCACUACUAAAGAUUUCUCUAUCCGCUCUCUGGCCGAUCGGAUCAGUGAUCUGAAUCAUCUGCUCUUUCUCUAUCCCAACCAGCCGAAAGAGGAAGUCUUCUCCCGUUACUGCACACCUCCAAACUCAAAAGCAGUGGGGGAUGGAUAUGUCAAACCAGAGAUCAAGCAGGUGGUGAAAGUUGAGUUUUCUUCGCCCAAUCCUGAACCCUCUCCUGGGAAUUCCUUCAUGGAGCAUGCAGCAUCACCCACUGUCAAUCAACACAAUAACUUCACAAUCUAUCCAUCAAUGAAUGACUCCAUGUUAGACACUGAAGGUGAAUUUGAUCUGGAUGAGACCAUGGACAUGGCCCGACAGGUGGAGGAGUUCCUGCGACAGCCCAUGGAAACCCAGUGGAGUGGACAACAGUCAUGACCUUUAAGCUUGUGAUAUCUAAUGUGAACUACACAAAACUCGAUGGUUCCAUUCCAUAUUUUUAUCUUAACAAAUGUUAAAUGUUAUGUUUGUCAAAGCUGAUCAGUGGCUGUGUAACUGCCUUUGCAUUUUAUAUAUAGUUUGAUGUGUAAUUUUCCAUCAUUAACCAUUGAAGCACAAUAGUCUGUCAUGUGCAAUGAUACACUUCUAUUUGGCUGAAUAUGAGUAGCUACUUUUCCACUUUCAAUGCCCUUUAUCUUGAUUGUUAUACUAGUCUUAUCUACUUGAUCAAAUUUUUAAGUCCAGUCACACAGUUGGCUAAGACAUUGAGCUUACAGUAUUCAGUUUUCUCAAUUUGUCCACCUCCAGUUACAAUUUGUCCACCAUUACAGCUACAUUCAAGGUUGCCAUGUCUGUGAAACAAAACCAGCCCAAUUGCUAUUCAAAACUAGCCCGAAACUAGCCCAAUCAUUCCGUGGGGUCCCUCUCUGUCGAAAUAGCGUUUCGAGGGUGGUGAGGGAGAGAUUGAUUUAACCUGCAGAUUAAAAAACAGCCCACGACAGCAGUGUAAAAGGUUGCAUUGUGUCAUUUCUGCAACUAGUGGCACUACACAGAAUUGCAAAAAAUGCUGAAUGCAUUCAACAGGUUUUCCACUCACCUUGUCCUGCAUUGUCUACCAAACAGGUAGACCUGGCUGACCUGAUAACUGUAGUUACAGUAUCCCCUAGCAUUGAAAAUGUAUGAAAUUUAUCAUGUCACCUCAGAAUAUCCAUGUGUUCUAAACCAUUCACACAUUAAGCUGUUAGCUUCUGAAAUUUGAUUGCCGAUUUUUAAGAUUUGGGAUUGGGGAUGUUGUUGUAUGGAAGCACUUCCUUUAUCAAACGGUUGCUGAGUUACGGUAUUUUUUUUUAGUUGUGUUGUCUCCUAUGGGUGGAAUUUGACACAAUUUAUCUUGAGAACAAACUGAAGAAUCAAAAUUCUUUCGAUAACCUUUGUAUUUAAAGUAGCCUCUUGGUUAAGGUUGAAGAGAGUACAUUUUUCAAGUUCAAAUGCUCUAUCCUACUUUUUCUUGAUGUGCAGAGACUUGGUCAGCUAUUAGUAGGUGAUUCCCCCAAAAGUGUGAACACUGUGACUCUGUAAAGCUUUGUAAAUAUCACUCUACCACCAACCCCAUAUAGCAACAUUUCCUCAGCCAGUGGCUUGAGUUUGGGUCAGGACUGACUUCUUGUCUGACCAAUGGAAGAUGGAGAGGCUGAGAAACAAGAGAGGUGUUUCAUUUGAUUUUGACAGCAGUGUCUAGAUUCAGCGUAUUUAACGUAUGACCUAACAAUAGUUUGCUCAUGUUGGUCAUAAACAGCAUCUUCUCCGAUAAACAGGCGAUCAUGUUAUGGUGGUUGGGUCUGUAUGUAUGUUAACUUGAAAGGUGUCAGUCAGUUGAAAUAAUUUAUUAUUGGUGUCUGAACUGUCUUAGCAUCUUGGCAAUUUCUGAUUAUCUGACUCCCUCCCACCCCAGAUACCAAAUUUUCCAGAUACCUGUGCCUUAAACAGCUGAGGUUUGUCCAGUAGUUACACCAAAGUCUAGUGUUAGCCUGCAAAUUUUUGGUCAUUUUUAAAUCCUCUCAGAUUAUAUAUAUUGAUCUGAAAUUAUUUUGACGCUGCAGUCUUUUUUUCCCAGUAAAUAUCUCUAAAGAGUAAUCAGUGUAUUUGAGAGCCAAAAUUGCACAAGAUAUCAGGAGUUGUUUGUGAAGUUUAUUUUUUUAUAACUCAUUGCUAAAUGCUUCUUUUAAACCUUUAAAGCCUUCUUGCCUGAAUAGUUAAAUUGGUUUUAUAGAUAUCAAAGCAAAUGACAAUAUUAAUUAGAAAAAUCUGCCUUUAAAGGGCCAGUACAUUUUAAAAACAAAGUAAUGUAAAAUGUAAGAACUUCAUGUCAGUCAAGAUAAAGUCGCUCUCCUCAAGAACAGAUCUCAGGAAAAUACACAUCAAAGAGUUGUUUUUAUAAUUACCUAUGCAGACACAGAAUUUUAUAUAAAAAUAAACAAAUAUAUAUAUUGAAAAUAUAGUUAUAAUUACCACAGUGCUAUCUAAAAAUAAAUAUACUGUUGCAAUGCAAAUAAAUUGUGCUUGAAUUAUCUUUAGAGCAACUGAAACUUGGUUUUAAAGUGUUCCUAAUGUGAUGGCUUGGCUUUAGUGUGUCUUAUUUUUUUUCUCUAAAAUCUACUCUUUUGAUCAUUAUUUGUACUUUUUCCUAUUGUUGGAAAUAACAUGUCAUUAUGUUCUAUAUGUAAGGGAUGAUGUCCAUAUAUACAUAGAUGAGAGGUUAUCAGGACCCUGGCAGUAAGUGCAUAGGUUGUCCUGAUUUUUAUAUAUUUUUUUGUGAUAGUAAUGAUUGGCUGGCUCUACGCUAACCCUUUUAUUACAUAUGGCUGCUUAAC
Molecule: messenger RNA, 4912 nt
Organism: Sinocyclocheilus grahami
Lineage: Eukaryota; Metazoa; Chordata; Actinopteri; Cypriniformes; Cyprinidae
Product: signal transducer and activator of transcription 5B-like
Exons: 19
Coding region: 120-2480 (786 amino acids)
Biological process (GO): regulation of DNA-templated transcription; signal transduction
Molecular function (GO): DNA-binding transcription factor activity; DNA binding
Source: RefSeq, a predicted model, not a curated record